Papilio machaon (common yellow swallowtail) is the source of this 2297-nucleotide messenger RNA. It is a transcript of the gene Glut4EF, whose product is annotated as zinc finger protein 704. Gene Ontology annotation, cellular component: nucleus. Gene Ontology annotation, molecular function: DNA-binding transcription factor activity; RNA polymerase II cis-regulatory region sequence-specific DNA binding. The record is from RefSeq and is a predicted model, not a curated record. Gene Ontology annotation, biological process: regulation of transcription by RNA polymerase II. Bases 488 to 1822 code for a protein of 444 amino acids. Lineage: Eukaryota; Metazoa; Arthropoda; Insecta; Lepidoptera; Papilionidae. The transcript is spliced from 8 exons.
CACUCCUCCGGGCCGUCGAUCUCAUCCUCUCCCUCGAAACAGCUGAGUAUCAAAACAAAGAAGCGAGACGGACGGUCGGCGCUCCCGCUCGCCGGCCGGCCGGUGUCGCGACUCGCGCCGCACGCACGCCAGUUCUCGUCUGAACCGUGUCUAUUGAGGUCGUUCACUGCGAGCUAGCGCGUAAAGUUUGCUGCCGCGGAAGGAUUUUCCUUUGUCCCGAUCUUCGAGGACUUCGCCCUCGUAUUAUGUUUCCGCGCGAGAGCCGCAAUCAGCCUCGGCCCACUGAAGAGCCGAACCUCAUCAAGCGCAAGUCGCGUAGGAAUUCUAGCGAUAUUCCAAAAUUCUGUGACGGAUAUCCCGCGAAACGCGUUCGCCGGGCGAUUUGAAAUUUCUGUGUGAACUUGUGACAGAGAUCGGUGUGGACGAGCGGACCCCUGUUAGUGUGCGUGCAGAAAAGUCGCGCCGAGCCCUCAGGACCGGCAGCGCCAUGUCGACCGGCAAGCGACUCGCGAAGCGCUCCAUCAUCGGGACGCGGGUAGCCGCGCUCGCCGAGGACGGACUUUACUACUCUGGUAUGAUACAGGCAGUGAAGACGCCGGCGCCGUUUCCGGAAAACAACAACUGCAUAAACCUGACGCCGAACACUCGGUACACGGUGCGCUUUGACGGCGGAAAGAUGAGUCGUGAGUACCGCGACGCUGAGCUGAUCGGACCCGGCUUCCGCGGGUUGGUGGGCGUGCGGCUGCAGCCCGGCCAGCGUGUCUUCCUCACGCACAACGGCCGCGAGGUACGCGCCGACGUGGUCCGCCACGACUAUCAGACAGACGAGCUGCGUGUCCAGGUCCACUCUCCCACUUCUGAGGCGCCAAUCGAACUGAAGAAGAGACUGGAGGAGAUAAGACUGCUGGAGUCGCGCAAGUCGGCGCGGCUGGCGGACGUCGAUACGGACUUCGCGAGGCUGGCCGAUAUGGCCGGCGACCGCCGCCGCGCCUCCGCCAACAUUGAAGUGCCUACACACCACAUGCAGGGGUCUCGUAAACGGGGUCCGAGCAGUUCUUGCGACCAGGGCUAUGGCGAGCGCGACGACCAGAUGAACGAGUGCAAUGCUGCGCUCGUUCUCAUGUCUCUCAGUUGUUCACCUAACUCACCACGACCCAGUGCGUGGGGCGGGCGAUCGUCGGUUUCUCCCGGUGCUAGCAGCAGUUCAGGGUCUUCGUGGCGCAGUGGGACCCCCUCACCUCCACCUGUUUCGUCUUCAUUCAGCGAUGAAGGCAUCGCCAUGGACUACGAGGAGUUACAUCCUCGCAAGAAAAGGAUAAACAGCGUCGUUUUCGAAUGCACCUGGCGAGGCUGCGGGCACACCACCAACAGUUGUUCAUCAAUAGAAGCGCACAUAAGAAACACGCAUUUGGGGCCAAAGAAAGAGGGCGAGAGCGAUCACGAGGAGGAGUUCUACUAUACGGAGCGCGAGGUGUUGGCGCCGCCGCCUCCGCCCACGCUAUCCCACCGCGACAUGUGCCGCCCGCCGCACGAGGACCCCGACUACCAGCGUCAGCUAGUCGGCUCCUAUAGGCAAGGACUCCUUUCGACGAUGCACAACGGCUCCGCAAGGCCUAUAAGUAUUCCAGUAAGCCAUCCCUGGUCAUCAUCUCAUUCACCGAAGCACAUGCGCUUGUCGGGCAUGACCGGCUCGCCCGGCAGCCCGGGCCGGCGGCCGCGCUCCGACAACAAGAAGUGCCGCAAGGUGUAUGGCAUGGACCAGCGCGACCUCUGGUGUACGCAGUGCAAGUGGAAAAAGGCGUGUACGCGUUUCAACGAAUAACGCGCGCGCCGCCGCACGCAAACGCGUGCGCCAUCUCGCAUCACAAAUGACAUUUAAUAAAUUUGUUGUUCCCGAACUGUAAACGUGAAGAACCGCGUAAACAAUUCCGUGAGUGUUUGUGUGUCGUAAUUAAGCUUAAAUGAAGAUAUUAUUAAAAUGUUUUUUAUUAAAUGUAAGGAUAUACGGAGUAUAUACUAUAUAUUGUUUAUUAAUAAUAGGGGAGACAUAUUUUUUCUCUUUCGAUGUGACUCGUAUUUGACUGCAUUAUGGACAUUGCCCACGUAUUUUUAUAGAGCUGGUCACAGUUGCUUUUUUCGAGAGGCCGAAUUCCCGGCGAUAUCGACUAAAGACUGUGAACAUUAGAUUUAAGCUUUUAUAUCUAAGUUCAGACUGACAAAACAGUGUGAAAACUAUUGUUUGGUACCGAGGCGCUAUUACAAAUUUAUUUGCAUAAAUCUGUCCGAAUUAAGAAAAU